CGACAACUAUUAAAUUUUAUGUAAAUUCAGCCAAAACAAACAAGGAAAGAGAAGCAACAACUACAACAAAGAACUUAGUCUGCUUUACAUUAGGUGACAUGCAUUUGUUUUUGGUACUAAAAAUUUCUAACAGUCUUACCCCCGGGAUGGAACAUUUGAGUGACAGUUACUUCCUCUUUUCAAGUUAGACGCCCUGCAUUGAGCAGAUGUAUUGCAGUUUGUUCGAGCAAGUGGCGAGACAGUGCUUCAUACAGACAGUUUUCUAAACGCGAAGAAAAUGGCCUAUGUAACUAGAGGACAGGGGAUUGGAGCAAUUGUGCUCGGCAUCCUGAAACUGCUUAUCGGUUUGGUUAUCGUAAUCAUUGGGUUCGUUUUGAAGUCAAAGAUCGACAAUGCUAUCGUCGCAUGUUUUUGGGCCGGCUUUGUGUUCAUGUUCCCAGGGAUACUUGGUAUUAUUGCUGGUGCUACGAAAAAUGCAUGCUGUAUGGUCACAUAUAUGAUAAUAAACAUUAUCAUCUUCAUUCUAUUCGGGACCGGAGCCAUUGCCAUCUUCGUUAUCAUUGCAGCAUAUGCAACUGUGAUUUCUGAGGCAACCACAUACUGUUUGGGCUACGGCAAUUCGUGCAACUGCAACUAUGAUGGGACCAGCUAUUCCUUUGGGGUGUCAUGUGACAUGCUGAGUUCAAUCACCGCUGCAAUGUGGGGAGUUGCAAUUUCCUGUCUCUUUGCUGGUCUCCUGUCAUUGGCAUCAUGCAUUCUUGGUUGCAUUUCUUCAUGCUGCACAAGCCCACCACCAACUGGUAUUGUAUACCAGGAGCAACCCCCUGCUGCAGGCAACAUUAUAAUAUCAUCUCAGCAACAACAAAGCAUGAAUGUAGGGGGGUUCGGUGCUCCUCCAGCCUAUGCCAAUCAGGGAUACAUUCCACCAAAACCUGGUGUUGUUUAACAUGAUGUCAAUCCAGUUUUCUGGAGUGGAACAGAUAAAGACAAACUUGUGUUCCCUAACAAGAUUUUGUUUCUACUUUUUGAAGUUUUUUGAUUUAGUAUACAUUUGUUAGACGCAAGUUAUUGUUGGAAACGCUGCAGCUUACAAACAUUGUCAUUAUUAGCACCAUCCAAUUAUCACCACCAUCAUCAAUCUAUAUGGUUACAAUUAAUAAGCAUCAUCAUCAUCAUCAUCAUUAAUAAGCAUAAUGAACAUCAACUAACAUCAGCCAGUAUAUCAUUGCAACCAAUCACAAAUCAUCAUCAAUCAUAACAAUCAUAAUUAUCAUAAUCAAUCAUUGAAAAUCAUCAUCAGUCAGUGAAUCAUUCAUUAUCUUAAAUCAUAAAUAAUAAUUGAUCAUCCUAAACCAUAUCAUAAUUUAUCACCAAUGAAAGUUGUAACCAUUCAUAACCAGUCAACAACAUCAUCAAUGAUCAUAAAUUAUCAUAAAUCAUCAUCAUAAUUUAUCACAAAUCAUAAUCAUAAAUCAUCAUCAUAAAUUUUCAUAAACCAUCAUCAUAAAUUUUCAUAAAUCAACAUCAUAAAUUUUCAUAAAUCAUCAUCAUAAAUUUUCAUAAAUCAUCAUCAUAAAUUUUCAUAAAUCAUCAUCAUAAAUUAUCAUCAAUACUCAUCAAAAAUUAGCAUAAAUCAUCAUCAUAAAUUAUCAUAAAUCAUGUGCAAUCGUCAGAAAUCAUAACCAGUCAACAUUGCCAGACAAUAGUAACUAUUCCACAAUUAAAGUUAAAACUCUCCCUUUAAUUGAAUUGAAAACUGUUUUAAAGCAACGAAAGUCACAAGCACCCCAAAGAAAGGUGGCCUUUGAGGGGUUUAGACUCCCCACUGAUUGCUGAAAAUACAAACACUAAAGAAAUGAACCACCAAUCGAUUUUCUUUUUAUUCAGUCUUAGCCCCCCUCCCCACCUCUUUUAGACCCCUCUCUUUUCUCAAUGGUGCCUGACUUAGACAUACAGUUACACAGCCGAUGCCUUUUUUACCAACUCCAUCAUCACAUCGACAUUGUAACCAUGUUUGCUGCCUCUAUUCAACAAUGCUCAAUUUUUAUUUCUUUAUUAUAGAAUUUUUAUCACUUAUAGUCAAUGAGAAAUCCAA
Messenger RNA from Rhopilema esculentum, 2095 nucleotides. RefSeq lists its product as uncharacterized. NCBI's taxonomy places the organism in Eukaryota, Metazoa, Cnidaria, Scyphozoa, Rhizostomeae, Rhizostomatidae. The record is from RefSeq and is a predicted model, not a curated record. Gene Ontology annotation, cellular component: membrane.